Molecule: messenger RNA, 1453 nt
Organism: Bemisia tabaci
Lineage: Eukaryota; Metazoa; Arthropoda; Insecta; Hemiptera; Aleyrodidae
Source: RefSeq, a predicted model, not a curated record
UUGAGCUGUCGCACUCUCAGACAUAAGAUGAGAGUGUCACAAACUUCUGCUUUUAUUGUGAUCUUUUCCGUGGUGCUCCUAAUUUCCCAAACAAGUGGUUUCAAAUACUGGAAGAGGUUGAAAGAAAGCGUUUGCAAAUGGCACAAAAACGAUGCACAUACUAACAACAAAUGCAAGAGUCACUGCGAGCAAAAAUGGAAAUUUCCACGGGACGACCACAGCCAAGCGCCGUUCGCAACGGGUUCCUGCUGGUCAAAAAAAUGCGUGUGCAAGGUCAGCCAGGAGUAUAAAGGCUACGUAAGAGGCUUCGACAAGAAAAUGACCAUAUGUGUUUUUGACAAGGUUUGCAGAAGCGUGUUCGAAAAACUUCAGAAACAUUUCCAGACUCACCCUAACGUGCACAUUGGGCGGCACACAACGCACACACCUUAGCCUCUGGGCGAAGCGCAUCAACGACUUGGCGGUUACUGAGAAACGGCAUGCAUCCAAACGUUCGAACAUUAAACCAAUUCGUCGUCCCCGUCACGAAAGAACGUAACCCCAUUGCACUGAUGCCAAACUCCUCCUCGCAAAUUGUAAUUUUACUGUAAGAAUUUUGAGAAUUAUUAACUGAGAAUUUCGCUGACUUUCCUUUAGAUGUCAUGCAAAAAUCAGACAAAUUUUGGAUAAAAAUUGCACGGGUACACUUGGUAAAAUAAAUUAAUUGUUCGAGUCAAUUUGGCAACAUUGGAAUGGCGUUAUGUUCCUUCGUCCGGGAGACGACGAAUUAUUCUACAAUAACAUUUAUUUUAUUUAGAGGAAAAAUAUCAGUGUUUUCCUCAGAAAAUCUAUAGGUGCCCGAAAGCCGAAUUGGUCGCCCGGAAUUCGGUAAAAAAUUUCAGGUACGCCAAAAGGUUUCCCCCGAGGCCAAUUUUACUUGACCCCUUUUUCCCUAGUUAGGCAUCCGUGAGUCAACAUCUUACCUCCUUCCUUUUUGAAUUGCACGCCCUAAUUCGGUCUGAGCUCCUCCCCUCAACUUCUAUAAAAUACCGGCAAAAAGCCCAAAAAAUACCUUGAUACAACUGCACCCCCCUUCCUUCCUAGCGAGACCCAAUAAAACAGUAAGAAAUUUUGACUCAGUUUUGAAGUUCUAAAAAGUGUUCGAAAUGGAGGACGUUAUCCCAAAAACACGUAUAAAUAUCGAAUUCGUUUAUUCAGUUUCAGUAAUACUACGUUUACUAUUGGCGAAAAGCUGUCCGAUUCUUAACUUCAUAUAAUGAAAUUCCGCACGAAAAAUAAAAAAUAAAAAAAAACCGUUAAGGACACAUACACUAUGAAGAUACUUUGGAUUAAACUAGGAGUAAAAUACUUUCCCCAAAAGCGUAAGUUUCCACUAUUGCUGGGAUAUUAGAGAAGUUAAGUCUGUUAAUCGUCUCCGUUGUAAUCUUAUAAUAAAAACAAUAUUCAUAAAACA